AUGACCAACCUCUCGAUAGCGUUGCCCCCUCUGCCGGUGUUCGCCGCCUUCGCCGCGAGCGACCGCCGCCUGGACCUGGCCUCGCCCACGACGCCCGUGAGCACGCCCAAGCUCUCGCUGGCCUUCAUCCUGGACGAUUGCAAGGCGUUGCAGUCGCCCUGCAGCCCCGCAAUCGUCCACCAACAGCAGCAGCAGUCGUCGUCGUCGCCCACACAACGCAGUCCCAAGCGCAAGCUCUCGGCCACCGAGAAGCGCGCGGCGCGCCAGUGCUGCGUCGAGGGCUGCACCAACUACACCAUCGACCGCGGCCUGUGCUUCCGCCACGGCGGCGGCAAGUCCUGCUCCAAGCCCGGCUGCACGGCCAGCGCCAAGCACCGCGGCCUCUGCUGGAAGCACGGCGGCUCCACGCUGUGCACGGUGGAGGGCUGCACGCGCGGCGCCAAGUCCCGUGGGCUGUGCUGGUCGCACGGCGGCGGCACCAAGUGCUCGGUGGCCGGCUGCCAGAAGACGACGAUCUCCAAGGGGCUGUGCUGGACGCACGGCGGCGGCAAGCGCUGCGCGUUCGAGGGCUGCAAGCGGCCGGCGUCGCAGAGCAAGCAGAACUGCUGCACCAAGCACCAGCCCAAGAGACCCAAAACUUCAACCUCGGCGCAGUGA
This is a messenger RNA of Phytophthora sojae, 657 nucleotides long. RefSeq lists its product as hypothetical. The record is from RefSeq and is a predicted model, not a curated record. Bases 1 to 657 code for a protein of 218 amino acids. NCBI's taxonomy places the organism in Eukaryota, Oomycota, Peronosporomycetes, Peronosporales, Peronosporaceae. The transcript has a single exon.